AAUCAGUAUUAUUUGUUUUAUUACAUUACAAGAUGAAAUUCGUAAUUUUUGUAACUUUAUUCGCCCUAGUUGGACUGGUUCAACCAACUUAUAUUCCUGAAGAUGACAAAUCACUGGAAAUUCCAAUAGCAUGCGAAGCUUGUGUAGCGUUUGCAAAAAUAAUUGAAGGGUUGGUUGAGAAAGAAGUUCCAAAGGAAACUGUAGAAAAAGAAGCAGAAAAGCUUUGUGAGCUGCUUAGUGGUACUUUAAAAACAUUUUGCGAAGAUCAUCUAGUAAGUGUGGUUGAUGUUAUAUACGACGCCAUUUCCAAAUCCACGCCACUUUUAGUUUGUACUGCUUUACAAUUUUGUUUAUAAAUGUUUAAGUAAUU
This is a messenger RNA of Diabrotica balteata, 370 nucleotides long. The record is from the annotation of a GenBank genome assembly. Lineage: Eukaryota; Metazoa; Arthropoda; Insecta; Coleoptera; Chrysomelidae.